Molecule: messenger RNA, 1287 nt
Organism: Hyaloscypha bicolor E
Lineage: Eukaryota; Fungi; Ascomycota; Leotiomycetes; Helotiales; Hyaloscyphaceae
Exons: 4
Coding region: 216-1046 (276 amino acids)
Molecular function (GO): lyase activity
Source: RefSeq, a predicted model, not a curated record
UUGGAGCGGUUGCCUACGAUUUUAACCUUCUGGUCAAUUUACUCAGCGGGCACUGUAGUCCUGAACCCUGAUGAUUGUUACCUGAAACGGUAAAGUGAACUCCCAGGGGAGUUUUUCGAUUGCAGGCCUCAUUUUUCCUAAUCGCGUCUGAUCUCAAUUCUCUUUCCUGACUCGCUUUCCCCCCUCUACCAUAUCUUCAAGGAAAGGGACUCAAGAUGGGCUCCAACGACAUCCCCCCCUCCCACGUACCCUCUUACUUCAUCCCCGUCUCUAAUGCCCUCCUACAAACCGGCGGCGCCUUGUGGACACUCUGCUACAUCCUGCUCGCCCACCGUUCCUUCCUUGACCGCUCCUACGGCAUGCCAUUAUUUGCCCUGUCCUUCAACUUCGCAUGGGAGCUCGUCUACGCACUUUUGAUCGCCGAAACACCUCUAGAACGCAUCGUAUUCGCGAUCUGGUUAAUCUUAGAUCUUGGCAUGGUUUGUGGUAUUUUGAUGUAUGGGAAGGAGGAGUGGGACCAUGCUCCACUUGUGAAGAGGAAUUUGGGGAAGCUGUUUGCCGUGGGAGUGGUUUGGUGUGUGGUGGCCCAUUGGGCGUUUGCGAGCUGGUGGGUUGAGAAUGAAGUGGGCAAGAGGGAGGGGAAGUUUUAUCGGGGGGUUGUGGGGGCUGACACUACGGAGUUGGGGUUUUGGAGUGCUACUGUGGCACAGACGAAUUUGAGUGUUGCGAGCUUGGCGCAGUUGUUGAUUAGGCAGCAUACUGGCGGUGUGAGUUGGGGAGUUUGGGCUUCGAGGACUUUGGGAUCGGUGAUUGGGUUGUAUAUAAACUAUGGGUGGAUGUGGUAUCACUGGAGAGAGGCUUAUGAGUACUUCAUGAACCCGUUUGCUGUUGUACUGUGGGUUACAGCUUUAAUCUGUGACUUGAUCUACCCCUUUGUGUUUGCACAAAUCAGGAAAUCGGAGAGAAUAUUGCUAGAUGGAAGAAAAGUGGCUGGUGAUAGCGUCAAUUCUGGCAAGAAGAGAGUUUCAUUUGACAAAGUAAAGUAGGGGCAAAGAGCUUCAGAGCUUGAUGUAGCCACCUUUUGUAAUUCUCCGAGCAUCUUGCUCAUAUUGUAGCCCCCGACAGCUCAUGCGGCUGUAUGCGCUGCCAUCCUCUAAGCUAGAUGACCUCCCUAUGUACGCCUAACGCCAUCCUAAAUAUCUCAUCCAUCUAACCCUCCUCCGGAUAUAACGCAUCAAGGUCCGGGUACUCGACAUAAAACAACUCCUUCGCCUCUUUGUCCUCGUC